ACUUCGCUAAUCAUUUUGAAGAUUUGAAUAAAAUUGUCAAACAUAAAAACACAUCAUAUUCUUGAAACUUGCCAGUCAUUGCCAAACCGUUUGUGUAGGUUGAAAAUAACUGAUCAGAAAAGUUGUUAUCAAAAAAUACUCUACGGCCAAGAUAUGAAGUUUUAUAUUUUAGCAAUACUUACUUUAGUUGUUCAAGCGAAUAUACUGGAAGCUGUUCCAAUGAACCGUUGGCACAACGAGGACGAAGCUUGUGUAGACAAAUACCCAGAAGAAGAGUGCAAAAAGCACGCGGCACACGAAGGAUAUUGUGAUUAUGAAAAAGAGUUUAUGGAAAAGAAUUGUAAAAAAACCUGUGGUUAUUGUUUACCUCAAGCACCCGUUGCUGGCAUUGGCGCUGCUUGUGAAGAUAAGUUACCAGGAUGUAAGAACCACUCGGCCAUUGACGGAUAUUGUGACUAUCAUGCUGAAUUUAUGAGGAAAAAUUGCCCAAGAAGCUGCGGUUUCUGUCGACAACUAGCUCCUCCCGUCAAUACUAAAAUAUUGUAUUGGAAGACCACACCCUGGAAUGAGUGCAUAAACGGCAAACAAAGUCGUGGAGUUCAAUGUUUUCAUGUGUAUCAAGGCAAAGAUUAUCAAGUUGAUCUGAAAUAUUGUCGAGAAGCGAUAAAGAACGAAGCUGAACCAGCUGACGAAAGAAGUUGUUAACAAUGGUUGAUUCAACUGGCAUUCUAACUUAAUUUUAAGUUCUGCAAUUGUUUUUGAGUUUAUUUUCUGUUGAGGAUAUAAAUGGAAAUAAAGAUUUUUGCCUUUUUUUUGUGGCA
Molecule: messenger RNA, 821 nt
Organism: Xenia sp. Carnegie-2017
Lineage: Eukaryota; Metazoa; Cnidaria; Anthozoa; Malacalcyonacea; Xeniidae
Exons: 5
Coding region: 154-705 (183 amino acids)
Source: RefSeq, a predicted model, not a curated record